AUGGCGCAGCCACUGCCCAUGUCCACUAUCCUGCGGCACCCGCUCGCCUCGAAGCGGUGCAUGAUGAUAUUCCAUCAGAACGGCGAGGAGACGAUGGAACUGUUCGAGCUGCUCUCCCGCUACGAGGCGGUCGGGCCAAUCGGUCAGGGCAGCUACGGCUAUGUCUGCUCAGCCCGUGAUAACGAUCUUGUAGAGAGGUUCCAGGCAAAGCCGCCAGAGGAGUACGAGGACGCCUCGCUCAGGCCGGAGGAGCGGGAGGAGAUUUACGACACGAACACCCUCGUCGCUGUGAAGAAACUGCGUCAGCUUUUCGAAAACAACCAGCCGCGCAUGUGGCUGUGCGCCACGCGGGAGAUUCAGCUCAUGAUGGCGUUCCAGCACGACAACGUCAUGUCGGCGACGGACUUUUUCAUUCCCCUCGGUGGGGUGGAGAUGAUGACGUAUGACGCCAUCCUGCAGCUGCAGCACACCUUCGACGGCGUCUACGUGGUUAUGAAAAAGAUGGACUACACGUUGCGCGAGGUGCUCGACUCCACCAUCGUGACGGCGGCGGAGCUGGCGCCGGGGUACGAGAUGUGGCUGCGACGUAUGAAGCUGUUGAUGGCCAGCGGCGGCAAGGUGAACGCAGAUGUCAGUAGCACCCCGUCCCCUGUGCCGGCGUCGCGCCUGAACGCAAAGGCAGGGGCGCAAGAUGAGGACCAGGCAGCAGCAGCAGCAGCAGCGCCAAUGAACGAUCACGGCGCCCCCGUGGCCAAGACUUCCACCGAUGGCGGUGUCGAGGGGAAGGGUGGUGGUGGAGGCGACGACGCUGAUGGCGCCCCUGUGUGUUGCCCACUGACGACGGUCUCCCUCCACUCCCUCACCCGCGACUACCGCAAGUUUAUUCUGUACCAAAUAUUCCGCGGUGUCGGCUACCUUCAUAUGUGCCCGGUAAUUCACCGCGAUCUGAAGCCGGAGAACAUCAUGCUCGACCGCAGCUACGGCACCCGUAUCACGGACUUCGGCCAGGGCCGCGAUGUCGGGCUCAACGCGACAACCGACUACGUGCAGACAGUGCUGGACAACUGCACCCAGUGGUACGCUGCGCCGGAGACGCUGACAGUCGCCAUCAAUAGCCCGAUGGGCUUCAUCGACCACGACAGCUUCCACGGCGUCGAUGUCUGGUCCAUCGGGUGCAUUGCAGCCGAAAUGCUGAUUGGCCGCCCACUCUUUUACACCACCUCAAUGGGCGGGAAGUCCCAGCUGCUGAGCAUUUUCCGCGUGCUGGGCGAGCCGUCAGCGAGCGCCAUCGCGUCUAUCGCCGAGUACCGCGACAAGGAGACAAGGGAGCUGUUCAUGAGCUCUGUCAAGAAACUGGUGAAGACAGCGCCACCGUCAAGCACCAUCACGCCGACGCUCGCGGAGCUCCUGCGGAGCCCUUACGGCGACGAGGACGAGGAUGAGGUGAGUCUCAUCAUCGACUGCCUGCGCUGGGACCCGCGGGAGCGCAUCACGAUCCAGGCAGCGCUGCAAAACCCGUUCUUCACAAAGGAUGGGUACGACCCAGUGAUCGAUCCCGAAGACACGGCCAAGCGCGUGCCCUCGGUGCGACCCGAGGACAUAUCGGAGCCGGUGAGCGGGCGGGCGUUCUUGUGGAACCUCUUCCUCGAGCGUCAUCCGGAGGUGAAGGAGCUGUGGAACUCCCUCGUGGCCAAGCACGAGGAAGAGGAGCUGGAGGUGAAGAAAACGGCGGCAGAUACCUAA
Leishmania mexicana MHOM/GT/2001/U1103 is the source of this 1743-nucleotide messenger RNA. RefSeq names its product putative protein kinase. Bases 1 to 1743 code for a protein of 580 amino acids. Gene Ontology annotation, molecular function: protein serine/threonine kinase activity; ATP binding. The record is from RefSeq and is a predicted model, not a curated record. The transcript has a single exon. Gene Ontology annotation, cellular component: nucleus; cytoplasm. Gene Ontology annotation, biological process: intracellular signal transduction; protein phosphorylation. NCBI's taxonomy places the organism in Eukaryota, Euglenozoa, Kinetoplastea, Trypanosomatida, Trypanosomatidae.